UCAUAAUGGCCAAGUCUACUGUAAAACAAUUUCCUAUUCAUAGGGGAGAAGAAUUAUGAAAUAUCUGUCAUGAAAGUAAAAAAAAAAACUUUAAUGAAUGGUAGAACAUAGUUUUUCAGUAUUUAGAGUGUAGUGACUAUUUGUCCGUUCUAUGUUACUUCUAUGGAAUAUUGCAUCGCUAUCUGUAGAAUGCUCUGAUGUUACUGCCUUCUGCUGGAGCGGCACUACCCGUGCUGUGAUGGCGAGGAAACCCCGUUGACAAGGCACUGCUUUUUCAUGACGGAAAUUAAAGGUGGUGGUUAAUGAAUGAUUCCAUGCUCGCUGUCAGAAAGCUGUGUCAUGGAUGAUGAGGACGAUCGCCGUCUUCUGGAUAUUAUAGGGGAUGUGCAGGCGUUGAAUGACUACCUACACGGCUCCACCAACAAGUCUAUUGAGGAGGAUGACGUGACGAACGCAGCUUACGGCUCUGCCGGAACCUUCUUCACCAGUAACACUGCUGGCUCUAACUCCGGCCUCAAAGAUGAAGAGUUUGAGGAUUCAGCAGGGGUGGGCCUACAGCUUUCCAGUAGCCUAUCGUUCAUUGAGGAUGAGCUGGGGGGAGAAGCUUCUCCAGGAGGAAUGGAUCUUGGCGGAGGAGAGGACCAGCCCUUUGACAUCCUGCAGAAGUCUCUCAUGGAGGCAGACAUCACUGAACAGACUCUGGAACAAGAGGCCAUGCUAGACUCCCAACCACCUCCCCCUCCUCUCCCCUCGGCCGCCUCCCCAUUCCCCCCCCAGCUGGUCUCGGGGGGGUACGGCAGCGGGGUCACCACAUCGACAGCAUCGUUUCCCAGUGGUCAGUUCCUCCAGGGCGUGUCCCAGCUGCCUAACGGCCAGGCAGGGGGGCACAUCCAGGUGUUGGGGUCCUUUGGUGGGGGAGGGGUCCAACAGAUCCUCCUCCGGCAGGGUGGUGGGGUAGGGGGGGCGGUGGGGGGAGUAGCAGCAGGGGGGCAGGUGUUUGCCACCCCCUCCCCAGUGGGCCAGGUGAACCAGGUGGACUUGCCCUUUAAAAACAUCCCCCUGCAGAAUAUCAUCAUCCAGAGAGGACCUGGGGGCGCCCAGGCCCUGGUCAGACCUAUCCAGCCCAAACCCCUUCAAGCUGGGGCUCAGACAGUCUAUAGCCUGGGACUCCAGACCACAACCACCACCAUGGUUAAUACCGCGGCCCAGGGACACUACACAGCUAACGGCUCCAUCCUGGUCCACUCUCCCUUGGGGCAGCAGAACCAGGGACAGCAAGGCCAGGCCAACCUGCCCCCAGGGCAGUACCUGGUCCACCACAAUGGCCCCUCAGACCCAUCCCAAUCAACCCUGCUUGCCAAUCAGAACACAGUACAGCUCGUCGCCGGGCAGAACUUCACGGCGACGGCGGGAGGUCAGCUGAUCCAGGUGGGAGGCAGCCAGGUGGGAGUAGGAGGAGCCAUGACCCAAACAUGGCAGAGUUUUCCUGGUACGAACCCUGCCCCAGUCCAGGCGGCAUCAAACCAGGGGCGUCUGACGCUGGUUGGAACGGCGACUGGGGUUCGAGGGCAGGUGUCGGGCAGCCCAGUGCAGCGCCUCGUACUGUCUCAGACUCAGAACAGCAGCUCCCUCUCCCCCCUGUCUCUCUCUGGUACUGCCUCACAGGAACAGGAGUACACACAGGACAAGCAUGCUCAGACACAGCUCGUCAACCUCCUUGGAAACAAAGCUGUGAAAACAAUGACCUACAUCAGCCAAGACGCCCCGCUAAACACACAGGUCAGCGCUCAGAAGAGGCCGGCCCCUCAGCAGCUCACCAGAGGAGGAAUGAUGCUACAGCAGUUGAGGAUGGAUCAUUCGGGGGUUCUGUCACCUGAAAUCGCCCGCUUCACCUCAUUGGAUGACGCACUGCACAGACUCCUCCCCUACCACGUGUUCCAUGGAGCUCCGCCCAACAGGGAAGAGUUUUCCCAAGUGGAUGAUGAGUUUGAGUCGAUGGCGACUCAGGUAUUGAAGAGGACCCAGGUCAUGAUCAACAAAUACAGACGACUGCUGAUGGUGGAGGCUGAACGCUCCAGUCCCUCCUCAGAGAUGGUGAUGAUUGACAGGACCUUCAACCAAGAGGAGCGCCAGAACCUGACACAAGACAAACGUAUGAUACUGGUGGACCCAGAUGGCUUCUUGGAAGAGUUCUGCUGUGGGGUGAAGACAUCUCCCGUCUCUCUACCCUGCCUCCCCUUGGACCCUCUCUCCUCCCCCUCGUCCAGCCACGGCGGUAAACAGACAGGGAGGGGGGCGACCACAGACCCCCCUUACAGGACAGACCCCCAGUCGGGCUAUGGAGACCCGGGGGGAGGAGGGAGAGGAGGAAUAGACUCUUUUAAGAGUAUUAUGGACCUGAGGAGGACUCAACAUAGCAACUAUGGAAACAAAGCUGCCUCUAGCAACAACAGCAACUAUCACCAUGGCAAUGUGGCUGCUACUGCCACAGCGGCGAUGUCGACAGAGCCGGUACAGACUCAGUUCCUGUCUCACCUGUCCUCCUCUCACCCCCAGGCCCCCCUGCCCCUCCCUCCCCCCCUGCCCCUCCCGCCCACCCUGCCCGACACAGACUCGGUUCUAGAGGCAGCUGUGAACAGCAUUCUAGAAUGUUAG
Salvelinus fontinalis (brook trout) is the source of this 2655-nucleotide messenger RNA. RefSeq names its product BRD4-interacting chromatin-remodeling complex-associated protein-like. Lineage: Eukaryota; Metazoa; Chordata; Actinopteri; Salmoniformes; Salmonidae. Gene Ontology annotation, cellular component: SWI/SNF complex. Bases 307 to 2655 code for a protein of 782 amino acids. The transcript has 13 exons. Gene Ontology annotation, biological process: positive regulation of DNA-templated transcription. The record is from RefSeq and is a predicted model, not a curated record.